AUGGGAUUAAUCUCUAUAUCGUUCAUUUUCUCUUUAUCAAUGCUUGUGAUGCUAUCAAGCACAACUUAUUCACAACCACAGUCUCCAAAAGUUAUUCAAUCAACAACAUAUUUGUCAAAAGAGUUUGAAGUCGGGCAUGGAGAAGUCGCAGAUAAAAAAAUGUAUAAUAUUGAGUUUCCAAUGGGUCAUGUUGGAAUUAAGAGCAUUUAUGUUGAUCUAGUUGAUGAACAUGGAAACUCCGUACCAUUGCAUGAAACUUACAUUCAUCAUUGGUAUAUUUUAAAAUAUAUUAUAAAGAAGAAUAUGUCAGUGUCACAAGAUCCAAAUGAUCAUACCAAACCUUCUGGGGAUCUCAUUUACAAAAGAAAUGAUGGAACAUGCAACAAGGGUAUUCUUCCACAUCAAUGGAGUUCUGGAAGUGAAACGCGAGGAACAAGUACAAAACUUCCUUAUUCAUUUGCAGUUGAAAUAGGUAACCAUGCAGAUAUUACAGAAGGGUGGGAAGAGCAAUGGUUGUUGGGUCUGCUGGUCAUUGAUACACGAGGCGCUGAAAAUAAGAAAAUUUGUAUUCAAUGUAGGUGUGACCAGUUUAAUCUCCCUGCAAAUUUUUAUGAUGUGACUGUUGGAUUCCAUGGAAAAGUGACUCAUGAAUAUAAAGCAGGAGUCCUUUGUUGCCAAGAUAAGUUUCAAUGCAAAAUGAUAAAGGGAUUUCAAGCACCAAGGAGAAAUCUUGCCAUAAGAUACAACAUAACCUGGGUUAACUGGGACCAACACCAAAUUCCAGUUAGAUUUUAUGUACUUGACGUCACUGAUCGGGUAACAAAUAAUGGUUCUGAAACAAUCCACGAUUGUCAGGCAGAGUUUACUAUUUUAAAAAAUAAUAGUACAAACCUUUUCCACGUUCAAAAAGCAAGCAUCCCAAUGAAGAAAGGUGGUUAUCUUAUCUACGCUUCUGGUCAUACGCAUACAGGUGUUAUUAAUGCAACAUUAUACGGACAGGAUGGAAGGACUUUGUGUACAUCAACACCAAAAUAUGGAACAGGAACAGAAGCAGGGAAUGAGGAAGGUUACCUUGUUGGAAUGUCUGUAUGUUAUCCAAAACUAGGUUCAAUGAAGAUUGAUGAUGGUGAAACUGUGACCGUAGAAUCAAUAUAUAAAAAUGAAUUUCUCCCUGAAGUUAUGGGAGAUAUGCACUUCUAUUUGGCUGAUGAACUGCCACAUAAAGCAUAG
Molecule: messenger RNA, 1230 nt
Organism: Medicago truncatula (barrel medic)
Lineage: Eukaryota; Viridiplantae; Streptophyta; Magnoliopsida; Fabales; Fabaceae
Exons: 3
Coding region: 1-1230 (409 amino acids)
Source: RefSeq, a predicted model, not a curated record